Molecule: messenger RNA, 843 nt
Organism: Sodiomyces alkalinus F11
Lineage: Eukaryota; Fungi; Ascomycota; Sordariomycetes; Glomerellales; Plectosphaerellaceae
Exons: 8
Coding region: 1-843 (280 amino acids)
Source: RefSeq, a predicted model, not a curated record
AUGUCCCCCACUAAUGAUCCCUCAACACACAGUGUGGCUCGGCCUCCCCUCCCGUCCAACGUCAAGCUUCUCUGCAUCCAGAAUCGCAACACAAUUACUACUAUCGCCCUCCCAACAGCAUCGAUCAGUCACGCCCACGAAGCCCCCACUGCCCCUAUUUGUCUCUCUUACAGAUAUAUCAUCCGGACAUCCAUCCAGUUUAACACCAGCACAUCCUUACAAAAAUACGCUUCAGACCCUUCGCCCCAAAAGAAUCCCGAGGGUUCUGCGUUCCAGGACCCCAAUAGUGCAGGUAGCCCCUGGAAAGGACGCACAAAGCGCAAAGAUUACCUCGUUCGCUUGUUCCAAUGCAACAGCAUGGCACAACAUAAACCGGGUUCAACUCGGUUCGACAUGGCCCGCAUGGCUGACCCGAUCUCCCCAAGCUCGGCGAUGCACGUGGCAUCGAGAAAGACCAUGCCGCGCAACCCAAACUACACCCGCCCGCACGGCGGACCAUAUGAAACCGCACAUCAUAACAGAAUCGCGAGAUGUCCGGACACCAGCUAUCCGCUCUUGCGGAAGGAGAAAAUCCAUCGUCGCUUUGUAAAAGCGAACCGCAGUGCUCCGCAGUAUCUCGAGAGACCCACGGGAAUUCUAUUACGACCUCUUCUUCCAAGACGAAACUGCGUUCAAUUCAACGAAUGCCGGGAACCAAAGAUGAAGCAGUGGGGCGGCACGUGCUCCUCCUGCGGUGAGGGUUCCUUUCACACAUUCGGCCCCUUCGCCUUGCUACUUGUCGAGACCCAUUUUGGGGACUUCUGCUCAUCAGAUGGACAUGCCAACUACGAAUACCCACGAUAA